AUGAGAAGACUGUUGCUGCAGCUUCUGCUACUGUCGGGAGUGUCUUUGGUCAGUGCCUUUUCUUCUGCAUCGGCUCCACUGGCAGCCUCGUCAUCGUCCACAGCUGCAACACUAACGAGGUCGCGGCACUUGUCGGCCACCAAAUCGCCCGAAGAAUCCACGGCAUCCGCCCAAUACCAAAGUGCCAUGACUUCAAUACUCGCGAAAGAAUACACCGAAGAUGAUCUCAAAGACGCACUGCAGGGCUUGCUAUCAGAUAGUCUGGAUCCAGAGUACGAUGCUAGACAUAUUUUUGGCCACGGCGACCCAAACCACACCCUGAGCAUGUUGCAAAAAAUUACCGCAACUCGUAUCAAGGAUUAUGUUCAUAUCAUGUCCAAUUCAGAAUCUCCUUCGGAAGAACAACUCCUCCAACAAGCACGAGAU
Seminavis robusta is the source of this 426-nucleotide messenger RNA. The record is from the annotation of a GenBank genome assembly. Lineage: Eukaryota; Bacillariophyta; Bacillariophyceae; Naviculales; Naviculaceae.